Camellia sinensis is the source of this 2599-nucleotide messenger RNA. The record is from RefSeq and is a predicted model, not a curated record. NCBI's taxonomy places the organism in Eukaryota, Viridiplantae, Streptophyta, Magnoliopsida, Ericales, Theaceae.
ACUUUGAAAAGGACCGAUAACGCCACAUUUUCUGAAGAGAUUCAUACAUUGGCAAAUGGUCCUCAUAACGGAGCAAGAAGGUUCACCGGUUACAUAACUAAUGGGUUCCGUUUUCGAGUCAAGGCUAUGGAUGACUGUUGAGCUAGUCAAAAUUCUGGUGUAGCUUUGAAAGCAGAUACUAUUAGUUAUGCUAGAUGGAAGGACAAAAAUCCUCGUGUGGGGGCUAUGUACUAUUAUGGACAAGUGACAGAUAUCAUUGAAAUCCAGUACAACAAUGCAAUGAAGUAUGUAUUGUUCAAGUGUGACUGGAUUGACAAUGUUCGGGGGAAGAAAGAAGAUAAUUUCAAGUUCACGUUGAUUAACUUCAACCAUUCGUUGUAUCGAGAUAAUCAAAUCACCAAUGAACCUUUCAUCUUGGCAUCCUAAGCUGAGCAAGUUUGGUAUGUUGCAGACCCUAUAGAAUCAGAUUGGCAAGUGGUUGUGAAGAUGUCUCAAAGGGGUUUAUUUGAUAUGUAUUAUACUGAUCCAGAAACUAAGCCAUAUAUGAGUCAACAAUUAGAAGAAAAUAUAAUGGUUCGUGAUGAAGAAGUUGGCUGGGUGAGGGAAGUCGCAGAAGGAGAAAUUGUUGAUGUUGAAAUGAGAGAGGAUUAAGAUAUUUUGCAAUAAUUGUUGGGAUUCUGUAAUGACACAAUUGUUAUGGCAUGGAAGAGGAAGCUUAAUCAUCCCUCUCGCACUAUGGCUGAUGUUUUGUGUAUGCAGACACAAUCACCACCACUAUCACAGCCACCACCACCAUCACAGCCACUGAUACAGCCACCACCACCAUCAUAGCCACCGAUACAUCCACCAUCAUCAUCACAAUUGUCUCGACCAACGUCGUCUUCAUAGGCCACCACAAGCAUACAAAUUUGUUAUGUACUUAAAUUAUAUUAAUUAAAUUAUUUCAUUUUCAUUAUACAUAAACUUCCUAAUUUCAUAUGCUAGGAUCGACGACUUCUUCAUAUCCCACCUCAGGUACAGGUUUGCUUUCAUGUAUUUAAUUUAUGUUUUAAUUUAUAUGUUGUUUAUUAUAUUCUUACAUAAUUUGUUUAUUCUUAUAAUGUGUUCCAAAUCCAGCGACCGAUUCACAAGCCAACUUAGGUAUAACAAAUGGUUAUGUAUCUAAUUACGUUAAUUCAACUACAAGUUAUUUAUUAUCAAUUUCUGUAAUAUGUGUUUUUUUUUCAUAGUUCCUCACAUGCCCUAUAGUUUCUUUAUCUUCCACUCGAGGUCGAGGAUCUACGAAAGGCAUUAAAGAUUGGGAUACGGGCAAGAAGUUGGCCAUUGAUUUUGAUGCCGACUUCAAUCCUAUGAGAGAUAAUCAGUCUAAGUUAACUAGCCAACUUGGGUUCAUGAUACGUAAUGGGAACAUUGUUUCUUUUAUGUACGUUGAUUGGACCAAAGUGCCUAUUGAUGUUCUUGAGUCAAUAUGGGUGGACGUUAAGAUAAAAGCAUAUUUAUUAAAUUGUUUAAUUAUAUUAUUAAUUGAACUAAUGAUUUAAAUUGUACUGUAUGAUAAUUUACAAAUUUGUUCGGAGGGGUACAAACCACGUUGCUUGAAAAAGUGCAAUGACUUGUGGAAGGAUCACAAAAACAAGAUCAAGAAUAAGUAUUUUAAGCCUAAUAAGGAUCAUCCUAAUAUUAAAGACAUGGUACCCCCGCAAAUUGUUCCAGAACAGUGGUAUGAUCUUGUUGAUUAUUGGAAGACUAAGAAAGUAGAGAUAUAUAAAAUAAGUUAAUUACAAAGCACAUAGCUUUAGAAAAAUUAAUAACUUUGUAUACUUGCGACUUACAUUUAUGGAACCUUUAUAGGACAUUGCAGUACACAAUGCUAGAAGUCGUUCCUUUCGUUAUACUAAUCAUACGACAGGACGUACUUCAUUCACUCAGAUUCGAAGGAAGGUAUAUAUUAUUUAGGUAGAUAUCAAUAUGCAUGUAAAUUACUUAGAUAAUAAUUAAUUUUUGAAUUUUCAGAUGAUUGCUGAAGGGUUGCCCACGGAUAAAACGAGUGUUUGGAAAUAUACACGCAAUCAAACUGACACUGAUGUCAGGCAGACCCUGGAUAAGUUUGAGCGCCAACUGUCCAUGUUGCUUGAAGAUUACCAUACUACUGAAGAUGCUCGAGAUAGUGUUUUCCACAACGUGGUUGGUGAAGAUGGGCAUGGAUAUUGUCGUACUUAUGGCAAGGAUAUGCCUUGGAGCAUGGUGUAUGGAGAUAAAUCUAAGUCAUCACAGUUAGGAUCUCAGUCAUCGACUGUUGCUGAGAUCACCAAGCAGGUUCGUAUAGAGUUGAGACAAGAGCUGAGGGAUGAGAUUAGAGAGGAAUUGAGGGAGGAGAUGCGAGCAGAGCUUUUGACCCAGAUACAAUAAAUGAAAGCUAAAAUGUUGGCUAUUGUAUCCCGCGAAGGGAGUACAAAUCACAACAAACAGGUUUGCUGUAAAUAAAUGUUUUAUAAAUAUCUAAUUGUAGCACAAUUGUAUCAUUGAAUAUAAAUACGAUUAACAAGGAAUAUCACGAAUAUCAUAGGUACCGGAUGCAUUGAGUGGCCACCGUGAACCU